This is a messenger RNA of Daphnia carinata, 868 nucleotides long. RefSeq lists its product as uncharacterized. Bases 146 to 808 code for a protein of 220 amino acids. NCBI's taxonomy places the organism in Eukaryota, Metazoa, Arthropoda, Branchiopoda, Diplostraca, Daphniidae. The transcript is spliced from 5 exons. The record is from RefSeq and is a predicted model, not a curated record.
AAACACUCAGAUUAAAACGAACAUCAGUCGUCUGUUUGGCAUUAAUUCAGUGAUUUUUUUAGCUACGUUUCGUUGUCCACGAUUGGCUAAGUUUACGUGCAAGUUGAAAAUUCUUUCAAGUCCGUGAAGUCAUUCAUUUCGAAAAAUGAUACGGUUCGAUAGCAACGAUGCAUCCCCGGACGAAGUCAUCGAUAUCUACUUUAACGACACUCGCGUCAAAAGAAUGCUAAAAUCGAUGUACAAAAUCAACAGUGCAAUUGCCCUCCCUUCGUUGGUUCUCCUCAUACCGAUAUUGGCCAGCUUCAUGGACCCUAGCAGGGACUAUAUUUUGUUGCUCUGCCUUGGUUUGUUGCCGAGUAUCUGCAUCUGUCAGUCGUCGUCAUUAAUUGCCCGAUCUGCGAAAAGGAACCGAAGCGUGAAAUUGCUCAAGGCGUCGGCUAUCCUUGCAGUAUGUUAUUGUAUUUUUGGUAUCUUGGGACUCAUCUCGGUUGGAUCACUCCUUGUGUUCUCCAGCAAAGCGUGCGAAAGACCGACAUGUGUUAGUGACGCAAUUUGCUCGGCUGUGCUCUGUUUGAUCACCAUUAUCGGAGUAGUCUACAACAUUAUUCAUGCCAAACUGCUCAUUCCCGCCAUUUGGCACAAUGAAGCCCUCGAAGAACGAGCAAAUUCUCUUAGCCUUGACGAAGUUCCUGAGGAAGGACCGAUCUCAACAAUCAGUGAAAUGGCGGAGGGAAGAGAAUCUCCUUUAACUAGUGAACUUGGAUUCUCCUACUUGCGGAUGGAGAACCCCGUGGAAGUUUUCCCAUGAUACCUGCUAUUCCUCUAUAAAAAUCAAACGUAAAAUUUCUUAAUCACGUCUUUUCCUCAU